AUGAAACUCCCUGAACAUACCUCCAACCAGAGCUUGCGGGUUUUCUAUUAUGGUGAGAAACGAGGCACUGUUGCAGCAGCAACACAUAUUGAUUCCCGAUGGACAGGAAUGGCAAUUUCCUCCAAGCAAUUCCCGGAGCGACGAUUCUCUCCCGAGACGUGGUUGCUGACCUGUCGCUUCCACGACAUCGGUACCAUGGACAAGCACGACACGUUCAUGUCGUUCGAGUUCUACGGUGGCAUUCUGGCUCUGGAUGACAUCACACACGACGACGGUUCAGGAAGAUUGAAAUUGGUGUGCAUGCAGAUACCAUGGAUAUCGAUCCGACCAUGUUCACCCGGAUACCAUCAAAGACGUGGUGAAGUCCAACUGCUUCUCGACCAAGAUUGCGAGGAAAAAUUCCACCAUGACGUUGUACACGACGCCUUGAUGGAACCAUACGAUCGGUUGAUUGAUAUCGGCGUGACCCGGCUCUAG
Messenger RNA from Rhinocladiella mackenziei CBS 650.93, 477 nucleotides. RefSeq lists its product as uncharacterized. The record is from RefSeq and is a predicted model, not a curated record. The transcript has a single exon. Bases 1 to 477 code for a protein of 158 amino acids. NCBI's taxonomy places the organism in Eukaryota, Fungi, Ascomycota, Eurotiomycetes, Chaetothyriales, Herpotrichiellaceae.